This is a messenger RNA of Rhagoletis pomonella (apple maggot), 2332 nucleotides long. RefSeq lists its product as uncharacterized. The record is from RefSeq and is a predicted model, not a curated record. The transcript has 14 exons. Bases 200 to 2149 code for a protein of 649 amino acids. Lineage: Eukaryota; Metazoa; Arthropoda; Insecta; Diptera; Tephritidae.
UUAUAUUGAUGAAAUAUUGAUUUUUAUGAUGUCAAUUAAAAAGAGAAUUUCUGCAUAUUCUGUAUGCGAAACAAAGCCAAGUGCCGUUAAGACCGGAAAUGCCGUUUACUAACGGCCGCCAUAUUUCAACAAGUACAAUAGCUAAUCUCCGCUAUCAUUUUGUAUUUGCUGAAAAAAUCUAUAGAAUUUUGUGUUUAAAAUGCUCACUGAUUUUCAGGAAUCAUGGUUAACUAGUAGAAAAGGCACUUUACCAAAGAUCAAUGAAUUGGAGUCGAUAAAUGUUGCAAAAACAUGUGAAAGGUUGCGUUUAGCCAUUACACAGUCGCGUAAUGGCCUCCAACGCACGCUGGAUCUUACACAUAAGCAUCAAUUGGAGGCGCUAUCCUUUCGUUCCAUAUCAGGUCUUUGCUACACUACGUUACGUGUGCACGAAUUGCAAGUAAACGAUUUGUUGAAUAGAUCAGAAGCGCUGGUGGCCCAAAGCCGAGAUUGGACCACAAUACAGACAAGAAAGCGAAGCCACCCGUCUACUUGUUCAGCCUCAUAUCGUUCGAAAAGGAAAAAGCGUCGCACAAUAGAAUAUUCUAUGCAGGACAUAUCGACAACAAAUUACUCACAACUGUUGGACGAAACGGAAAAUUUUGUGGAAUGGGGAAAAAUAGACGAAUAUGUGAAUAAAACGAUGACAAAAGCAAAUGGACAUAGCAGGACAACUUGUAUUCAUAUACGCGAGAUAACCAUUAAUGAAGUUGAUAUGCCAAACGAGCGCUAUUCAAUGGAUGAGGACGAAGGAUUUGGGAAUGCGACAGCCGAGGAAAUGACUACACUUGUACAAUUGCUCUCAGAUACAUCCGCCGCAACAGUGAAGGAAGCUAAGGCACAAAAAAGAAAGGCUUUGGAAAUGUCGACGAUUCGUGAGAAAAGAGCAAAGUGUGCCGAAGAUUCAGCGCACGAUGUAUCUCGCAGCGGUCUUGAGUACUCUAAAAUUGAAAUUCCACGUAGUGCUGAUGCAAGAGGAAAUGACAUGGUCGAUAAUUUUAUUCCUGCAAUGGCAAGCAAUCCAAGCCAAGAAAGUUUUGCUCAAGAGAGCCCGGGUUAUAUGCAAACUGAUGCGCUGUCCAUCACGGAAAUGAAUAUCGCUGAAAAAACUAAGGAGAAGAGUUGUGAUGCCGCUAAUAAUACUAGCUUCGAUGUGGCCAUUGAAAUCGACGAGCCGUUUGAAAACUGUGACACUGCAAAAGAAAUUGCUGAUGAAACGUUACAUCAGAACUGCGUCGCUUCUAGCAAAUCAACGAACAAAGUUAGAAAAAUAAUCAUCGACCAACGCAUUGAACUAACGGAAACGGAAAUGCGUACACAGCUACAAACUAAAAUUAAUUUUAGAGCAAAAUUAAGAAAAGCCAGAGCUAAGGUCAAUUGGAUUCCGAAGCGACAUUUGCCGAGUGAAAAAUCGUAUGAAAUGAUUCUGCCGUCGGCCAAUAAACUACUAACCACACUCAGCCGCAACUGUGUUACAAUGAGAAACUUUAAAAUGAAGAACCAUGUAACGCGCCGAAGUUUGGACAAUUCUCGAAUCUCUGCUGCCUAUCGUAGUUUAAUACGAGAAAUUCUACAAUGCGAAGUUACCGACGAACUUGCUACCCAAAUUUAUAAAAAUUGGAAUAAUGGUGAGAAACAUAAAUUCAUAAAUAGACGCCAGAGGUUGCCUACGCCUGUGCCGGAAGACAUUCAUCAGGCAAUUAUAGAGCCCAAUAAUGGUAUGGGAAGUGCUGUUAUCAACAUUAACAAUAAUUUAGAACUGCCAGUUGAUACUUGUUCUGAGUCUGAUGACCAAAAUGAAUGGGGCGCUUUUGAUGUAAUGGUAAAAUUGUUGAAUUUAUGGCGUUCCAAAAAUGUACUAGGAGACGAAAUACCUGUGGAAUAUCUUUUACAGCCGGCUAUACUUAUACGAAAGAAAGCUGCAAAAGCGUUCGCUGCACUAUUAAAGCUUGCGGCGAGUCGAUUUAUUGUAUUGCUGUCAGCAGAAAACUCCAUACAAUUACAGCACAUUAAAUUGGGAGCAGCUUCGAGUAAACUAAUACAGAGAAAUGAAGCAAAUGGAAUGCCAUUAAGACGUGCUAACAUCGGCUAUCGUAUACAUGCAAACUAAACGUCAGAAAUACUUAACGUAUUUAUUGUUAUUACACUUUUGUUAUUAUCUUUGUAGUUUAUAUCUUGUUGAAUUUUGAAAAAGGUAUAUUGGAACUACUGUUAACUAUAUUUAAGAUUGUUAUUUUCUUGUUAUUGCGCACAAUACAAAUAAAGGAAAGAAGAAAUAUGAAUUAAACUAAAA